AAGAAAACUGAAGCCAUCUGGAUUCCGAAGAACACUGGGUCAGUCAGAAUUGAACACCCAUCACUCCCCAAAAUGAGGAGGAAGAGAAGAAAAGCAUAUAGAAAAUGGAAAAUGCUGAAUGCCACAGCAUGUACUUCUCAGCCAUCUGGUCAAGCAGGUCAAAAAACCCACAAAGAUCUUGACAAGGAAGUAAAAGGAAGCACUUCAGAGACUGUGUUUCAUCCGGCUAGGACGUUAGGGAAAUCUAAGGGAAGUGGCAAUGAACCUACAUCUGCUUCUAUGGAUGGAAAACAGAAUUCCUCUCUUCUCCCUAAAGAUAAGAAACAAUCUUCAUCUGACAGCAAAAUACACAGCAGGAAGGAAAAUGAUGUUCCUUCGUUGGCUGUCUCCCAUCAGCUAGAGAACAUCUUACCAAUGGUCAUGUUUAAUGACUCUGAAAAAUCGUUAUCAGGAAAAAUUAUUCUACGGGAUUGCCCAAGCACAGUAGAAGCUUUUAAACCUGCAAAAGGAAAAUUUAUUACAGAAGUCAACUGUAGGGCUUUCAAUGUGCAAGUAGAAAUCAAUAAAAGCAUUUUCUGUAAAACAGCUGCACAAUUCCCAACAAAAAAGAGAUGUCCAACAUGUCAGCAGCAUUACUCCAUCAGGCGCAUUAGGAGAUGCUACACGUGUAAGCGCUGCUUUCCGAAAUACAAGAAUAUCUCAGAAGAAGUUUUAAAACCUGAGGUGCCAUUUGAAAAUGAACAAAAAAUUGCCAGAACUGAGAGCCCUUCUCUGAAAGUAAGCAUUGUAGAAAAAGAAAUAAAGGUCAAAUAUAUGAGUAAGAAACAGAAUAUAUUGAUUAAUAUAAUUCUUCCCAAAAGAAGGAGGAAAAUAAUGAAGUCCAUGUACACAUCCUCCAGUCACAACACUAGAGAAACUUCCAGGUCCUCUCCACCAAUUUGUACUAACCACCUUGAAAACCAGCAGCUCAAAAGCAAGCACCAGUAUUUAGGUUGUUCUCAUUCCUCUCUUCCCAUUGUGUUUGCUCUCCCAGAGGAGAAUUCUGACACUGAUGUUGUUGCUCCGACCUCACGUCUCAAGAGAGAGAGAAAUAAGCCCAAUACACAUUCUUCUGUCUCAGACCAUAUGCAGGGAAAAUCUGCCAUAUCUCAGCAGAAGGUCUAUAAAAGUAAUCAGGACACUCCAAAAAGGAAACAUUCCCCUGUAGCUGGCACUGUUCUGGAAAAUAUUCCUGCUACUUCCUGUGACAUCCUGAAGACUACAAGUUUAAGUAAUACAGAUUUAAAUAAAAUGCCUUUUGAGGACACUAAGGAUGUGCCUACAGAGAGACGCAGCAGCUCUGAUGUCCAAGAAAUCAUCACAUCUGACUUGAAUGUACAACCAGCCACAGAAAGAACAGACUAUUUCCAAAAUUGUGUUACCAGCAAUACUGCUCCCAUGCAAGAUGACUCAUAUUCUGAUUUCUGCUCUCUGUCUUUUCUGAGCAAGCAGCUCAUAGGAGAAAAAGCAGACAGCAUCUAUUGUAAAGACAAUAAAACGCCACCUACUGAAGACAGUGAGAAUACAAAUUCUCUAUCUAUCCCUUUCAGUCAAAAUGAUAUACAAUGUUUUACCUCAGUCAGCCCAUCUCACUGGAUCACUAGACAUUUAGAACCUAUAGAGACCUCUGGUAAAACAUUUUCCUUUACCCAGUGUCCUGAAUUUAUGGUUGGCUGUGAGAAAAGCCAUGGUGAUAUAGCAGGCAAAGACAUUACUAGCAAAACCCUUAUACAUGGUGACUCUUACGGAAGCACACAGCAGCCAUUGGAAAGGAAAAGAACCCAAAGCCCAAUGCUCAGGCCUGCCUCCUCUAGCAGCCAUGGGAGCCCACUGCAUCACAUUAGCCCUGGCACUGUGGAAUGGAAUCAAACAGAGAUCCAGAUAAAUCAUCUAGAGAUAGAAACCCCCAGAACAAUAGAAGUACCAGUCAUGGCCUGUGAAACUGAUGAAUUCGAGCAGAGAUUAAUUACGCAAAAUGAUAAAGAAGGCAUAAAUGACUUUAAUUGCCCUGUGGGAAUGAGAAACCCUACUGAGUCACUUCAUUCUCUGGAAAAGGUUGAAAACCCAUGGCAAAUAUUACCAGUGGUAAAGAAUAAAGAAUUUGAAGAACCAACCAGGGUAAACCAUAUAGAAGGCACUACUGAGUCCAGCUGUGCAGUAUGUGUUAGAGAAAAGCUCUUUCUAAUUGAGAAAACACUAACCAGUGGUGCAGGUCAGUGUGAGAACCAAAAUGAUAAAAGCCUUACAUUAACCAAUUCGCAACCAGAGCCUGCAGAAUUCCAAAGGACUGCAUCAAUAAGACCGAAUUCUGAAGAAAACAAAAAUGACUCAGAUGAAAUUUUCUAUCACCACAUUGACAUAUUGCUUUCAACCCCAAAGCAGAAGGCUUUGAAAGAUCAGAACUUGGAAAUCAGUAGCCUCCGAAAGUUAUCACAGGAAUUCACUCUCAAAAGUGGAAGAGGAAGUGAUGGUUCCCAGGAAGAAGCAAUAGACCAGUGGGCCAGGAGGAGGCAACAAUUCAAGGAUGGCAAGAGAUGCAGUUCAACAGGGGGCAGUUCCUUUGCCAGCAACAUCACUGAAGGAUCCAUCACGUCAGAUGAUGGUCGUUCUAUGGAUUUUGGCUCUCGGGUUGAUAUUCAAGACAAAGGAUUCUACACAGAGAAUUUUCAUUCCGCAGCAUGGGUUUUCAGAGGGGAUGAUGGGAAUCCUGAAGAUAGUCCCAGAUGUCUGAGUAAAAAACCACGACCAACAGCGGUUCGUGAGCGAACCGUGAGACUAUUCAAAGGAACUGGAGAUUAUCCCUGGGGAUUCCGAAUUCAGUUCUCCAAACCAAUCGUGGUAACUGAAGUAGAUACCAACAGUGCUGCGGAGGAAGCCGGGCUCCAGAUUGGAGAUGUGGUGCUCUCUGUCAAUGGCACGGAGGUCACCAGUGCAGAGCAUGCAGAAGCGGUGCACCUUGCAAGGAAAGGUCCAGACAUCCUGACUCUGGUGGUGGGAUCUGACAUCAGCCGCUGCCCCAACACACCUUGGCCCACCUGCCGUGGCUACCUGCAUAAGAGGACUCAUUCUGGCUUCCUGAAGGGUUGGAGGAAGAGGUGGUUUGUGCUGAAACAUGAUGGUUGCCUCCACUACUACAAACAUAAAAAGGAUGAAGGAAAAUGGCCACCUCUAGAGGUAAUAAAAUUAGAAGGAGCAGAAGUUAGCAUUGAUAGCAGCUUGGGGAAACCUUUCGUGUUUAACUGUGUUCCUCAGUCUGGAAGUAGAAUGUUUUGCCUCUGUGCAACCUCAAACCAAGAAAUGAAAAGGUGGCUUGAAGCAAUGGACAAAGCAGCCCAUCCUAUUCACCAGAAUCACGUCUGGGAAGAUGUUACUGCUCACAACAGCAACCUCCCACCCUUGGCUAUCAAAAAUCCAGAGUGUCUGGGCCUUCUGCACCGGCUGGAUAGAAACACAGACACAUGGGUCCAACACUAUUGCAUUCUCAAGGAUGGCUGCUUGUAUUUCUAUGCCAGCAUUCGUUCCACCCAGGCCUCAGGAGGCCUAUAUCUCCAUGGUUAUAGGGUCAGUGAACAAACUCAUGGCUUCAAACAAGCGGUAAUUGAACUCAAACCCUCAUCAGAAGAGUUCAAGACUUUUUAUUUCUGUGCAGAAAAUGAAACCGAAAACCAGCGCUGGAUUACAGCUCUGAAGGCAUCUAUCAAAAAAUGGCUUCCUUUGCAUGAGGCUAUUCAGGACUUCAUGAAUCGACCUCUAGAGGAGACCAGAAUGUGAAAGAGAAAGGCUCC
Molecule: messenger RNA, 3824 nt
Organism: Dipodomys spectabilis (banner-tailed kangaroo rat)
Lineage: Eukaryota; Metazoa; Chordata; Mammalia; Rodentia; Heteromyidae
Exons: 13
Coding region: 73-3810 (1245 amino acids)
Molecular function (GO): protein binding
Source: RefSeq, a predicted model, not a curated record